Molecule: messenger RNA, 4167 nt
Organism: Stegastes partitus (bicolor damselfish)
Lineage: Eukaryota; Metazoa; Chordata; Actinopteri; Pomacentridae
Gene: ret
Product: ret proto-oncogene receptor tyrosine kinase
Exons: 20
Coding region: 1-3336 (1111 amino acids)
Biological process (GO): cell surface receptor protein tyrosine kinase signaling pathway; protein phosphorylation; multicellular organism development
Cellular component (GO): plasma membrane; signaling receptor complex
Molecular function (GO): ATP binding; calcium ion binding; transmembrane receptor protein tyrosine kinase activity
Source: RefSeq, a predicted model, not a curated record
AUGGGGUCAAGUUGUGGUUUCUCUCGGGGAAACAUCGUUGCGCUGCUGCUGCUGCUGCUGCUGGAAGGAGCGACAGGGCUGUACUUCCCUCAGAAUGAGUACAUUGAGACGAUGUACGUGGGCCAGCCGGCAGGAACUCCGGUCCUCCAGGUCCACGCCAUGCUGGACAGUGACUCUGAGCGGCCGCAUUUCUACCUGUGCUCGACGAGUCCUCUCAGACGGCAGGCCUACAGCUCCUGGUUCAACCUGGACAUGAGCACUGGAGUGCUCUCCCUAAACAAAACCCUGGAGGAGAGCGACUUUGCCUUGCUACAUCAGAAAUCAUGGUCUGUGAAGAAGUUGUUCCUGCAUGCCAUGGUUGUACCCAACUUCACCAAGAAGUCCCAGUGCGGCAACAAGAACUCCGCUCGGAUCACGUUGGACUUUGUCAACGCCACGAUGCCUCAGUGUGCUCAGACGGAUAUGAAGGAACUCUGCUUCCCGCACAGAGACACCUCCAACCCACACAUCAUGGAAAACAGGUUCCCCGGAGCCCUACGGCAGCUCCGACGCCUCACCAGAGUCAACGUCUGCCCCAACCACACCAUCACCUACAAUGUGGAAUCAGACUCUCCGGCACCGUUCGCUGUGAACGAGAACACCACUGAGCUGGUGGUAACGGCUCCGCUGGACCGCGAGGAGAGCGAAUGCUACAGACUACUGCUGGUUUGCACGGUCCGAACAGAGACUCUCAUCACCAAGGUGGAAACGUCCCUGGAUGUUUAUGUCAAUGAUGAGGAUGAUAACGCACCGUAUGUGAACGGAACAGACACAGCAGACAUCAUCAUCAGCUACAAUCGCACAAAGGGUGGCACUUUUGGAACCCUAUUUGUCUUUGACAGGGAUCUAACGCCCAUCUUUCCCAUUGACAAGACUCACAAUAAGUACGUGGGGACUUUGCUCAACAAUGACCCCUGGAUAAAGGACACAUUUGACAUAAAAGGCACCUUCAGUGAAAAGAAGGCUGCUCUUGGAGGCAUUCGAGAAAGUGUGCACGACUACCAGCUGGUCCUGAAGAGGAACCUGUAUGUGACGGAGAAUCGGGCCGUGCAGCUGGACUACCUGGUCAAUGACACCACCUAUCCUGGUCUGGAGGGAACAGUGCUGCUGCAUUUCAACGUCACCAUCUUACCGGUUCACAUCCGCUUCGCCAACAUCACGCAUAUAUUCACACUGACACGCAGGGCUUCUGUUUACGCACAGGUUGGCAGAAUCUGCGUGGAAAACUGCCUGGAGUUCGAUGGCUUCAGCGUCACGUACCGACUCGAGGUGCCCGAUAAGAACGUGUCUGCUGACUCUCAGUCCUGCUACACGGCCAUCAGCAUCACUCAGGCUGCUGACGGGAUAUGGGGGCUGCUGUACGUGAACGACUCGGAGGCACUGCGAAAGCCCGAAUGUCAGGACCUGCAGUACCUGGUGGUAGCUCAGGAGGAACACACCCAGCUGGAGACCAGCACUCAGAUCCAAAUCAUUCUGGAUGAAGCAAACAAGGCGCGUCAGGAGAGCCAGCAGUUCCUGUCCUGUGCAGAGAACAGGCAGCGAGGAGACUGCGAGUCUGUCCGAGGCCUGGGAGCGACGACGGGGAGAUGCCAGUGGAGGCAAGGCACUGAGAAAGGAAUAUCUGAAAGUUAUUCGACGUGCUCCCCUGACCUGCGGACGUGUCCAGACAGUGUUUGUGAUGCAGUGGAAAGCAAAGACAUGUCAAUAUGCCCACAGGACUGCACAAAGGAGCCUGUCAUCGGAGGCCACGAACUAGGCUUGAGUGGGAACGGGAUCAAGGCCUGUUAUGGAACCUGCUACUGCUUCUCUGAGAAAUGUUUCUGUGAGAAGGAAGAUAUUGAGGAGGUGAUAUGCGACGACAUGUGUAAGACCAUCAUUGCCACGGCUCUGCUCCUGUCCUUCAUCGUCUCCAUCCUGCUGUCCUCUUACUUCAUCCAUCGUUACCACAAGAACUCACCGAAGCCCCCGAUAGCGUCCGCUGAGAUGACUUUCCGGCGGCCGGCUCAAGCCUAUCCCAUCAGCUUCCCUGCCAACAACGUGCGCCGAGGCUCGCAGGAGUCCAUCGAGACCGACACCUUUAAAAUACCUGAGGAUCCAAAGUGGGAGUUUCCUCGUAAAAACCUUGUACUUGGCAAGACUUUAGGGGAAGGAGAGUUUGGGAAAGUUGUCAAGGCAACAGCAUUCAGGCUGAAGGGAAAAGCUGGUUACACCACUGUGGCUGUGAAAAUGCUUAAAGAAAAUGCUUCACACAGUGAACUGCGUGACCUGCUGUCAGAAUUCACUUUGCUGAAGCAAGUCAACCACCCGCACGUCAUAAAGAUGUAUGGAGCGUGCAGCCAGGACGGCCCAUUGUAUCUCAUCGUUGAGUAUGCCAAGUACGGGUCACUCCGUAAUUUCCUGCGCGAGAGCCGGAAAGUUGGCCCGAGCUACAUGGGCAGGGAUGCCAACCGAAACUCCAGCUACCUGGAGAACCCAGAUGACAGAGCUCUCACCAUGGGUGACCUGAUCUCCUUUGCGUGGCAGAUCUCCAGAGGCAUGCAGUACCUGGCAGAAAUGAAGCUUGUUCACAGAGACCUCGCGGCACGAAAUGUCCUCGUAGCUGAAGGGCGGAAGAUGAAGAUCUCAGACUUUGGCCUCUCCAGAGAUGUUUAUGAGGAGGACUCAUAUGUUAAGAGGAGCAAGGGCCGUAUCCCUGUUAAAUGGAUGGCAAUCGAGUCCUUGUUUGAUCACAUUUACACAACACAAAGUGACGUCUGGUCCUUCGGUGUGCUCUUGUGGGAGAUUGUGACCCUGGGAGGAAAUCCAUACCCAGGUAUCGCUCCAGAACGAUUAUUUAACCUCCUCAAGACCGGCUACAGGAUGGAGAGACCAGAGAACUGCUCGGAGGAAAUGUACAACCUCAUGCUCCGAUGCUGGAAGCAAGAAUCAGACAAGAGGCCGACAUUCUCAGACAUCAGCAAAGAACUGGAAAAGAUGAUGGUGAAAAGUCGGGAUUACCUGGACCUGGCGGCGUCCACACCAGCCGAUGCCCUGCUGUACGACGACGCCCUCUCUGAAGAGGACACACCACUAGUGGACUGUAAUAACGCCCCUCUCCCUCGAACCCUCCCCUCCACAUGGAUUGAAAACAAGCUCUAUGGCAUGUCAUACCCCAACUGGCCUGAGAAGAGCCCGGUACCGCUCAACAGACAUGAUGCCACUAAUCCAGUCUUUACAAGAUAUGCCAAUGAUAGUGUUUAUGCAAACUGGAUGGCUUUGCCUUCACCCGCAAAAGCUGUGGACAAGCUUGAUAGCUAAAGACAAACCGACACUGUAGAAAAGAUGACUAAUUGGUAGAUGUGUAUAUUUCUGUAAGACUGUACAUAAACAAUCUGAUGCUAAAGUUGGUUCCCUUUUAUUUCUGUUGCACGGGUAUUUCAACGUUUAAAAACUGGGGUCUUUUUGCUGCAAAACUGGCUGGAUCGACAUGGACCGUGCUUCAUCCAGCUCUUCAGUAUGUUAAUUAUUACCUCACGGGUCAUGUUAGCCAAAUUGUAUCACUGCAUGACUAUUGUACCAGAUUGUAUGUCAGUGUCAAUGUCUUUUAAGUGCCUGUGCCGCUUCUACAAUAGCCUCCAAUUGUUAAUGUGCGACUGUGAAGAUCUUGUUCCAGCCCAGGAAUUAAAGGGGACGUCUUUACCAUCACCUGUUGUAGAUAGCUGGGAUUGAGUGGACAAAAGCAAAAUGCUGAACUUGUUCUGAAAAUAUAAAGUUUCUACUUUAGAGGAUUGUGCUCCUCAAAAUGUCAAAGACCCAUUUUUUUGUUUGUUUCUCCCACAAGCUGUUCUUGCCAAAGAAAAGUAAUGCAGACAUGUUCAGUGAACAGUUUUCAUAUUUUUGUUCUUGUUUUGUUGUUUUUGUCUUUGUUUUUUUACAUGAAAAAUAUCAUCUAGUGAGUGCUAAUCCAGUGACAGGACAUGAGGCUUAAUGUAGAUUGUGACCGUGUCCUGUGUCAGAUUACAGUUUACAUCUUCAUUCACUGUAAUGGCAAUCUUUGUGGAAAACGUCUGAUUAUGUAAACCAAUGAGUGCUAUCACUGUUAUGUUAUUAUUUGAUUGUGUUCCAAUUAUUAAUAAACAUUAAAAAUGU